This is a messenger RNA of Nycticebus coucang (slow loris), 2977 nucleotides long. It is a transcript of the gene TNK1, whose product is annotated as tyrosine kinase non receptor 1. Lineage: Eukaryota; Metazoa; Chordata; Mammalia; Primates; Lorisidae. Gene Ontology annotation, biological process: protein phosphorylation. Gene Ontology annotation, molecular function: protein tyrosine kinase activity; protein binding; ATP binding. Bases 516 to 2504 code for a protein of 662 amino acids. The transcript is spliced from 13 exons. The record is from RefSeq and is a predicted model, not a curated record.
CCUGGACCCACCCCAAAGCCCCGCGUAUCGCCUGGCUCUCCUUCAUUAAUUAAGGAGUUGGUGGAAUAGCAGGAAGAAUGUCCCGUUCGGCAUUCCACUGGCACUGCCCGGCCAGGCUAAGCUCUUCCAGGUGCCUAUUUAAGGAGUAGGGUCGGGGUUGAGACAGGUGAAGGAUUCUGGGAGAGAGCGUGGGGGACAGGUCAGGAGGAGCAAAGCCUGGGAAGGAUUAGAAAGUUCUUCGGAGAAGGGUGGAAAGACGGUGUGAAGGAAGGCGAGCAAAGGACGAGUGAAAGCAGGCUUCUCAUGGUCUAGAGGUCGAUCGGGGCUGGAGGAGAAAGGGGCAGCCAGAAAGUUGGUGGAGUCUCACCCGGGAACUAGGGGCGAGGCCCUCGCCAGCCCCGGGCCAGCCGCCAGGUCCCCGCCCUCCGCGGGAUUUACUCCUGUCCCGCCCUUCUCCGGAUUUAGUCGGGGCAACCUGGGCGGCUCCGCAGCCGGUGCUUCCGCCUUCUCCAGACAUGCUCCCUGAGGCGGGCUCCCUGUGGCUGCUGAGGCUGCUCCGGGACAUCCAGCUGGCCCAGUUUUACCGGCCCAUCCUUGAGGAGCUUAAUGUUACUCGGCCAGAGCAUUUCGACUUUGUAAGGCCUGAGGAUCUGGAUGGCAUUGGCAUGGGCCGACCUGCCCAGCGCAGACUGGCUGAAGCUCUGAAGAAGCACCGUUCAGGGCUCAAGUCUAAGAACUGGGUUUACAAGAUUCUUGGAGGUUUUGCCCAAGAGCAGAAGGAGCCUACCCUACCCUCAGACAGCCCACUGCGCCUCUCUGAGCCAGAGGGGGGACUCAAGUGUCUGAUCCCAGAGGAUGCUGUGUGCAGAGGGGAGCUGCUGGGCUCAGGUUGCUUUGGCGUGGUGCACCGGGGACUGUGGACCCUGCCCAGCGGCCAGAGUGUCCCAGUGGCUGUCAAGUCCCUCAGGGUAGGUCCCGAAGGCCCUGUUGGCACAGAGCUGGGGGACUUUCUUAGAGAGGUGUCAGUCAUGAUGAACCUGGAGCACCCACAUGUGCUGCAACUGCACGGCCUUGUACUGGGCCAGCCUCUGCAGAUGGUGAUGGAGCUGGCUCCGCUGGGCUCCCUGCAGGCGCGCCUGACAGCCCCAGCCCCUACACCCCCACUGCCCGUGGCCCUGCUCUGCCUCUUCCUGCGGCAGUUGGCAGGGGCCAUGGUAUACCUGGGAGCCCGUGGGUUAGUGCACCGAGACCUUGCAACACGCAACCUAUUGCUGGCUUCACCCCGCAGGAUCAAAGUGGCAGACUUUGGGCUGGUGCGGCCGCUGGGCGGUGCCCGGGGUCGCUACAUCAUGGGUGGGCCCCGGCCCAUCCCCUACGCUUGGUGUGCACCAGAGAGCUUGCGCCAGGGAGCUUUCUCAUCCGCUUCAGAUGUGUGGAUGUUUGGGGUGACGCUGUGGGAGAUGUUCUCCAGAGGCAAGGAGCCCUGGGCCGGGGUCCCGCCAUACCUCAUCCUGCAGAGGCUGGAGAAGGACCGAGCCCGGCUCCCUAGGCCUCCCCUCUGCUCCAGGGCCCUCUAUGCACUCGCCUUGCGCUGCUGGGCCCUCCACCCUGCUGACCGGCCUACCUUUUCCCACCUGGAAGGGCUUCUCCAAGAGGCCUGGCCUUCUGAAGGACGCUGUGUAAGGAAUGUCACAGAGCCAGGCACCCUGAGGAUGGAGCCUGGUGAUCCCAUCACCAUCAUCGAGGGCAGCCCGGACUCCACAGUCUGGAAGGGCCAGAAUGGUCGCACUUUCCAAGUGGGCAGCUUCCCAGCCUCAGCAGUGACACUGACGGACUUGUCUGGCUUGCCAGCUACUUAUCCAGUCCAUAGAGGCUCCCCUACCCAGGGAGAGCAGCCCCGAGGAAGCACAGAUGGGAACAGAAAGAAGACAAAGCUUCGGGAUCUACCUCCAGCACUGGGCCAGAGAAGGAAUGUGCCCCUGCAGAGGAUGAAAGGCAUUUCCAAGAGUCUGGAGUCAGUUCUUUCCCUGGGCACUCGACCAACAGGGGGUGGUUCAAGCCCCCCUGAACUUCGACAAACCAGAGCUAUGCCCCAGGGACACCCAGGCCUGCCUCCACAUCUACCUUUUGCCUCCAGCUCCUCUCAGAACAGCCAGCCACCUAGGGAGCGACCUUCCUGGCCUAAAAGAGAACCUCCACACGAUCACCCAAUGGGAGCUCCUGGAGCCAGUAAAGCCUCUGUUCCCUCUAGAGGCCUCCUACCCAACCCUGAGUUGCAGAGGAAGAUUACAGAGAUGGAGCUGAGUGUACAUGGAGUCACCCACCAGGAGUGCCAGGCAGCACUAAAAGCCACUGGGGGAGAUGUGGAUUCUGCCAUCCGGAACCUCAAAGUAGACCAGCUUUUCCAUCUUAGUAGCCGGUCCAGAGCUGACUGCCGGAGCAUCCUGGAGCAUUACCAGUGGGAUCUCUCAGCUGCCAGCCGCUAUGUCCUAGCCCGGCCCUGAGCUCUGCUUCUAUGGGCAUGGACACUAGAAUAGAAACCCUGGGUACCUCGGGGCCGGGUUUGUGGGACCAAACAGAACCAGAACAAGGUCCUGACGAGGGCAAACUUUCUCACCUGGGGAAAUCCCACCCACUGCAGGCAGGUAGAGGAGGAGCCUGGGGUCAGGCAAUGACAAAUGUCUCUUUCCUACCCUGCCCUUGCCCUCUGAGGCCAAGAAGGAUCUAACCCACUCUGCCUAUCACAGUCCAAAACAAGAGAAGGACUUUGAGGAAAUGGGCUACUAUACACCCUGUCCAGAGGAAGAUUCUACUUGCUACAGAGGAUGAUGAAGUGGCCACACUGGAUCAUGGGUACAGCCAUCCUGAACUGUCAUCAGUCACCACAGUGGAAUCUAGGCUGUCAUCCUGGAUGAUGGAAGCAGCCAUACUGACUUGAGACACACAGGGCCACUGUAGGGGAUGACAAUUACUCUUU